Tribolium castaneum (red flour beetle) is the source of this 1718-nucleotide messenger RNA. RefSeq names its product U4-U6 small nuclear riboprotein factor 60K (gene U4-U6-60K). Gene Ontology annotation, biological process: mRNA splicing, via spliceosome. The record is from RefSeq and is a predicted model, not a curated record. Bases 146 to 1681 code for a protein of 511 amino acids. The transcript is spliced from 5 exons. Gene Ontology annotation, molecular function: U6 snRNA binding; protein binding; U4 snRNA binding. NCBI's taxonomy places the organism in Eukaryota, Metazoa, Arthropoda, Insecta, Coleoptera, Tenebrionidae. Gene Ontology annotation, cellular component: U4/U6 x U5 tri-snRNP complex.
AAAACAGAAAUAUUUCUUUUGUGGAAGAAAUCGUAAAAACUUGCCGUUGGCUACACUGAACUCACCAGGCGGUUUUGGUUACUUUUUUUGCGACAAAUGUCAACUUGACGUUACGUUUUGAACCGAUAGCAGUGAUAACAUCACCAUGUCCGACGAUGAGGACGCGCCUUACGUGAAAAAAACCAAAAAUAUUCACUACGGCUCGUUGGAGGAAGCGGAAAGAGCUAGGUUAGCAGCCGGCGAUGGGAACGAUGAUAGCAAUGAAAAGGCCGAAAGCACGUCGGCGAACCCGCCACAGGUUCACAUUUCCACAGAAUACAUGGAGCUUGAGGACGCCAUGUCCCGCGACAAGCAAGCCCUCUUGGAGGAAUUCGAGCGUCGUCGUAAAGCGCGCUCUAUUAACGUCUCCACCGAUGACGCCGAAGUGAAACGAAACCUUCGCCAAUUGGGAGAACCGAUCUGUCUAUUCGGGGAAGGACCGGCAGAUCGGCGUUCACGCCUCCGUGAAAUACUAAGUCGUAUCGGUGAAGACGCAGUCAUUCGACGCGAAGCCGAAGAAGAACGUAAAAAUUUCGAAAAAGAUCUCGAAACAACGUGGUAUCAUGAAGGCCCCGAAAGUUUGCGAAUAGCCAGAUUAUGGAUAGCGCACUAUUCACUGCCGCGGGCCAAAGCCCGGCUUGAGGAAGCCAGAAAAGCGAAGGAUUUAUCAACGGCUACUAGAACAGCCAAGAAGCAGGAAAUACAGAAAAAACUCCAGAUUAUGUCGAUUUAUUCGAGUCAGAUUGGCGAUUCGAGACCUAUUGCCUAUUGCCAGUUUAGUCCAGAUUCGAAACUUUUAGCCACAGCUGGAUGGAGCGGGUUGUGUAAAGUGUGGUCAGUGCCCGACUGCACACUCAAACAGACCCUGAAAGGUCACGCCUGUAAUGCCAGUGCUAUUAUUUUCCACCCUAGAGCAACAAUCAGCCAGGAGGAAAAUAUUUGCAAUAUGGCAUCGUGUGCAGCCGAUGGUUCAGUAAAAUUGUGGGAUUUUCAAAGCGAGGAACCGAUCGCUGAUAUCGAGGGCCAUAUGCCACAUCGUGUCUCCCGGUUGGGCUUUCAUCCCUCUGGAAGGUUUCUCGGGACUUGUUGCUUUGACUGUUCCUGGAGAUUGUGGGAUUUGCAGCAAUGCACCGAAGUUUUACACCAGGAAGGACACGUCAAACCUGUCUAUUGUAUUUCCUUCCAGAUUGAUGGAUCGGUCUGUGCCACAGGUGGUUUAGACUCAUUUGGACGUGUGUGGGACUUGAGGACCGGAAGAUGCAUCAUGUUCAUGGAGAGUCACUUAAAGGCGGUUCUAGGGAUAGAUUUUUCCCCUGAUGGCUACCACAUUGCCACGUCUAGCGAAGACAACACUUGCAAAAUUUGGGAUUUGCGCAAACGUUCCGUCUUGUACACAAUCCCAGCUCAUACGAAUUUAAUUUCGGAGGUGAAGUUUCAAAGGGACGGCGGCGAUUACCUAAUUACUUCAUCGUACGAUAACACGGCGAAAUUGUGGACAAAUCGGACCUGGCAACCGUUGAAGACCCUGUCAGGUCACGACGGUAAAAUCAUGUCAGUUGACAUCUCCCCCGAUAAUCAGUACAUAGCCACGGCGUCGUACGACCGCACUUUCAAAUUCUGGGCCCCCGAAGAGCCCAAAUAACAAUUUUGUACAAAUAAAUAAAACAUUGUUAAUUGGA